This is a messenger RNA of Punica granatum (pomegranate), 2055 nucleotides long. The record is from RefSeq and is a predicted model, not a curated record. NCBI's taxonomy places the organism in Eukaryota, Viridiplantae, Streptophyta, Magnoliopsida, Myrtales, Lythraceae.
AAAUUCAGUUCACGUUCGAGAAGACUGACGUCCCUUUGCAGAGAGAUGUGGGAAAACGACAGUGACAUACGACGACUUCUCCACAUGGUCCUCUCUCCGUCAGCGCAUGAAGAAGAAAAACCCCACAAGCAAACCACGCUCUUUCACAGCUCACUCAGAAGAAGAAGAAGAAGAAGAACAACAAUCGCAACAGAGCCCCAGCAAGACCCAAAACCCUGCAUUCACCUCUGAAUUCCCUGAUCUAAUUUAAUUUCUCUCUUUUUCCUUGAGCAUCAGAGCCUGCUCUACGGGCAGUAGUUGUGCUCUGUUUUGGUUGAGGAAGAGGAAGGAGCCCAAAAAUGGAGUCUCUGCUUCUGAGUUCUUCUCCUCCUACCCCUUCUCCACUUUCCACUGGAGAAAAGAUUUGGAGGGGCGACACUUUCAAGAAGACCUGCUUGGCAAGUUCUUAUGGUUUACAAGUUGCUAGGAGCAGCACAUUGAACAUCCUUAACAAGUACUCCGUAGCAUACCAUCUUAACAACCCCCAACCGAGGUCCAUAUCGCUUCAAAGAAGCAACAAAACGCACUCAGUUAAUGCAGCCUCUGGGCAACCACUGGAGUCUGAACCUGGAGCUUAUAGCCCUAACAACUCAUGGAAUUCUUUGAAAAAUGCUGCCGAUGCCUUUUACCGGUUUUCCCGGCCCCACACAGUUAUAGGCACAGCACUGAGCAUAAUCUCAGUUUCUCUUCUCGCAGCAGAGAAGUUAUCCGAUUUAAAUCCCACGUUCUUCACUGGAUUAUUGGAGGCGGUUGUGGCUGCCCUCUUUAUGAAUAUAUACAUCGUGGGUUUAAAUCAGUUGUCUGAUAUUGAUAUAGACAAGGUCAACAAGCCCUAUCUUCCCCUGGCAUCGGGAGAAUACUCUGUUGGAACUGGCAUCAUGAUCGUGACAUCCUUCUUAAUAAUGAGCUUUUGGCUUGGCUGGGUUGUAGGUUCAUGGCCAUUGUUUUGGGCCCUUUUCAUCAGUUUCGUGCUUGGAACAGCUUAUUCAAUUAAUGUGCCAUUACUUAGAUGGAAGAGAUCUGCAGUUGUUGCUGCGAUGUGCAUUCUGGCUGUCCGUGCUGUGAUCGUUCAGAUUGCAUUUUUCCUUCACAUGCAGACUCAUGUGUACGGAAAACCCGCUGCCCUUUCACGCCCAGUAAUAUUCGCCACUGCCUUCAUGAGCUUCUUCUCUGUUGUUAUUGCGUUGUUUAAGGACAUCCCCGACAUUGAUGGAGAUAGAAUAUUUGGCAUCCGAUCUUUCACUGUGCGUCUUGGCCAAAAGCGGGUUUUUUGGAUAUGCAUAUUACUCCUCCAAAUGGCUUAUGCUGUUUCCAUUCUUGUUGGGUCGAUGUCUUCCUAUCUUUGGAGCAAAGUCAUCACGGUCUCAGGUCAUGCUGUGUUGGCCUCCAUACUGUGGGCACGAGCCAAAUCUAUAGAUUUCAGGAGCAAGGCUGCAAUAACUUCCUUCUACAUGUUUAUUUGGAAGCUAUUUUAUGCAGAGUAUCUGCUGAUACCGCUGGUAAGAUAAGUUGAAAGGAUCAGAAGAUGGUGUAAAUGAGCCUCAGAAAUGUCGUUAGAAGAACAUAUCAUCUUAUUGAGGGAAAAACAGUUUGGAAGUCUCCUGUCGUUACCUUACGCCUUUCAACUCACUAAACAGUAGCAGUCGCCUUAAGUCCGUAUUCUGCUAACCUUUUUCCUGUGGUUCAACUAGGAUUGAGCAGCUUUGGUAGUACAUAAAUUAUGGUUCUCGGCCCCCACCCACAUAGACUAUGUUUCAUUUUGUUGUGAACUCAAAAUGAUAUGUUUCAGAGCCUUAUUGUCAUUUCAAAAAAUACUAAUUGGUUAUUUGUAAGUGACCUCAUGGGGUUUGGUGAUGGCCAGCAACAACGUCUUGAUCUUCUGAUAUGGUUUUGGAAUUGAAAAGGCUUUCUGGGCUAAAGUAUUUCAUGAGGCUUUUGGUGGAUUUCUGAUAAAUUAUUGGUAAUGCAUAUUUCCGUCAAGGUGGGAAUUUACAUUCUAAUCCCUGAUGGUUUUUU